Molecule: messenger RNA, 3921 nt
Organism: Osmia bicornis bicornis
Lineage: Eukaryota; Metazoa; Arthropoda; Insecta; Hymenoptera; Megachilidae
Gene: shep
Product: protein alan shepard-like
Exons: 10
Coding region: 1406-2971 (521 amino acids)
Cellular component (GO): cytosol; nucleus; ribonucleoprotein complex
Molecular function (GO): mRNA 3'-UTR binding; poly(A) binding; poly(U) RNA binding
Source: RefSeq, a predicted model, not a curated record
ACUCUACCUACAAGACAACACAUACACUAAAUGUUUCCUAACAACAAGUAACAAUUAAUUGUACAUUUAUUUUAUUUAAGGGAACACAAACUCUAUUUUUGUAACAUGCUGUAUUAGUAGUGCUCUGUGGAAUUUGUACGAUAGUUAAAGAAAAGAAAAAAAAAAAAAAACUGGUGCGUGGCCACGCGCGAUACAACGGACGAAGACGACGACAGAAAGUAUGAAAAGAUAGGAAGGUUUCGCGAUUGUUGGAAGAGCAAGUGCGAACGUACGAAAAAGAAAAAGAAGAAGAAAGAAAAAGGGAUAUAGUGAUCGAAAGGAGGUGCUUGGACGAAGACAAGGAUUAAGAAUACAGCGAGAAAAAACGACGAGGACAACGACAAAGGGGACAAUCCCGACGAAGACGGUAGGCGAGGUGGAUAAGGACGAUCGUACCGCAACAGUGGCCGCCACUGAGGCUGAAAACGACAGCGAAGUAGGUGAUAAUCUCGCUUAGUCUCUGUUCGUUGACUCGGCUCGGUGUAGCUAGCUGAUUCUCUCGGUGUGGUGCGUGUUUUAAUAUAAUAACGAGUUACGACGUGGAGAAAAGUGUACGACUGAUAGUAGUGAAGUGUAUAAGCCGACACACCCUCUUGACACUCGACAUUCGUCUCGUAUCGCCAUCGGUUUAGCUCUCUACCCCCUUCUUUUCCUAAUCUUUCUUCUUCUUUCUCGCUCCUUCCUGCGGGUUACAUUUACGUAGUACCGCGUGUUCUGUUCGGUCACUGCAACAGAAAGCCGCACACCACGUUCCUCUUUCUCUCUCUUUUUCUUCUUUGCUCUUCCUCCCGUCUCAACCCCUCGUCUCGUUGUCUCUUACUCUGUCUCAUCUCUCUCUCUCUCUCUCUUUCUCUUUCUCUUCUUCUAGAUUGUCCUAUCGUCUUCUCUUUCUUUCCGUACAAAGUGAUUUAUCGUUACGCUUGUCGCAUCGGAUUUCGUCGGUGUUAAAACCAUACCGACCCCGGCUAUCGUGUCCCUUCGCGUCCAUAACCAUACAUACCGUACUUCGUCCUAGCUCUACCCUCUCCCGGCAACCCCCCUCAUUUUACCAAGCGUCUCACCCACACCUAUUCAAUCCGUCUCUCUCUUUCUUCCUCACUCUUUUUCUGCCUCCGCUCCACCCCGGUUUAUCGGCCGAUCGGAGUGCAAAUUCGUUCGUGACCGUGCUGUGCGAGUUUUGCAUCUAACCAGUGUCGGGAGAUACGAAAACGCGGGUGACGCCGCUCUCUUGGCAACGCCAGACCAAAAACCAUCAACGACGUACAACCACGAACAGAGAAGAGGGACAUACUUUACCCGUAGCAAUAGAACCGACGACGGCACGGUAUCGUUUCGAGCAAGCGCCACGAGCGAUAACACCGCUAACAUGUCCGUGAGAAUGGAAAACGUAGCCGCGCCAAGGAAAAUGAACUAUAAAAUGAUGGGUACAAACGGUCCGAGACCGACGUACGUGGGUGCUAACAAUGGUAACGCCGGUGGCGCCGGGGGCGGCGGCGGUGGUGGUGGAGGAGGUGGCGGAGGCGGCGGCGCCACGGGUGGCGGCGUCGGUGUGGGUCCAGCAAGCGGAGGCGGCGGCGGUGGAGGUGGAGGUGGCGGCGGCGGUGGUGGUGGAGGCGGGCACGGAUUGAAGGGGAACACCGGUGGCGGGCCACGAGGCGGGAACCCGGUGCAGUAUCGUGCGAGCGGUGGUGCGGCUUGGGGCGCAGCGCCGCCCUCUCAUGCGGCUGCGGCUGCGGCUGCGGCGGCCGCCGCUUAUCCGCCAUACACGCGGUAUCCAAGUGCGGCUGCAGCUGCGGCGGCCGGACAGAUGCCCGUCGGUGCACAGCAACUACCGCCUACGGCGAAUCCUUACGCCGCCACUUACGCACAGCACGCGUCGUAUGGUGGACAACGGGUGCCUACAGCCUCUUCUCCAGCUAACACUAAUAGUAGUUCUAGCAGUGCUACCGGCAGUCAAAGCGGGACAAUGAGCACAAGUCUUAGCAAUAAUGCUAUACAAGGACAGCAAGCAGAACAACUAUCGAAAACAAAUUUGUAUAUCCGUGGCCUCAACCAAAACACUACCGAUAAAGACCUUGUUAACAUGUGUUCUCAAUAUGGAACUAUUACUUCUACGAAGGCAAUUUUGGAUAAAAAUACGAAUAAAUGUAAAGGUUAUGGAUUUGUAGACUUUGAGUCACCAGUGGCGGCAGAGGGUGCUGUGAAAGCACUGGUCGCCAAGGGCAUCCAAGCACAGAUGGCGAAAGUGGGUAUCUGGUUGCUCCGUAGACUGCCCAGUGUACGUUGGUUGUGCAUGCAACAACAGGAGCAAGACCCCACCAAUUUGUAUAUUGCAAACCUGCCACUGAGCUUCAAAGAAAAUGAUGUUGAGGGUUUACUCGCUCAGUAUGGGCAAGUUAUUUCAACGCGUAUAUUACGCGAUACUGCUGGACAAAGUAAAGGUGUUGGAUUUGCAAGAAUGGAGUCCAAAGAAAAAUGUGAACAAAUAAUUCAAAUGUUUAAUGGAAAGGCACUACAAGGGGCUAAAGACCCUCUUUUGGUGAAAUUUGCUGAUGGUGGUAAUAAGAAAAAAUCAUUAUACAAAAGUACAAUAUGGAGAGAAACUGGAGAGAACAUGACUUUGAAUUAUGAUACAAGCGGUGUUGGUCAAAAUGGGGUUGCAACUACUCACAUGCUACCCGCAGCCACUUUAACACAAUACGGUCGUCAUUACGGCCAAGCUUUGCCUGGUUACAGCGUACCAGGAGCACCUUGGGUUACUCCUUAUUUGGUGCAAACUGCCCCUCCACACAUGCAACAGGUCGACAUGAUGCCAUCAGCUGAUCCUAGCAACCCACAGUACAGUAUGAUUCCUCAGCUUACUACACAAAUGUCUACACUGCAUCUUGGCACUGGUUCCGAUAUAUUGUUAUGCGGUGGGCGACCAAUCUGAAUAUGAAAAAGAGUUUCAUACAUCAGAGAGAAAGAAAACUGAAGAUGAGAGUGUGGGAGAGAAUGAGAGACAGAGUGAAAAUGAUGUCGAGGCAUUAAGUUAGUUCGAAAAAUCGUACGAGAAUUAACGAUUCGAGGGAGGAAAAAAAGAAAAAAAAAAAAAUGAACGCAUAGGUUCGAAAAUUACAUUAAGAUGGCGAGGCAUAGCACGUAAUGAAAAUUUUUCUAGAUUAAGGCAAGUGUGUCAUAGCUAGUUAAGAAAUAGGGACUCUUAGAAGUCGAUAGGUGCUGUAAUAAACAAAACAAACAAAAAAAAAAGGGAAAAAACCAACAAAGUUUAACAACGGUCAGAAUUAGAUUUUUCAUGAAAAGAAAAAAUAAAAAUCUCGAAAUAAGAACACAGGGCAUACGCCACUAAAAGUGCCCUUAGUUUAUUUUGGAUCGUUUAAAAACGCUAGUCUUUGUGUGAGAUAAUGUGGGGGUUAGAUAGGGUCUUCUAAAGAAACAAACAAAAAAAAAGAGAAAAAGUGAGAAAAGAAAAGAAAAAGAAAAACGAAGAAACAGCAAAACGAAUAAAAAAAAAAAGAAGAACAAGAAUGUGAGAGAAAGUGAAAAUAAAUAUGUGUGAGAGAGAGAGAAAGUGCGAGCCGAGCAUGUGGUGUGUAGGUGUAUGCAUAAUUUAAAUAAUGCGUACUUUAAAAGAAAGAAAAAAAAACCAUCUGCCUAUAACAUGACACAGACUGCAGAAGACACACUGUUACUGUAAACUGCACACUGCGUGUGCACGCUCUGAUACGUCACUCUUCUACACUUUGUAUGGGGGAGCGUGCACCGAACAGUUUUUAGAGUUACUUACAAGUAUGGUUUGGUAUAUUCAAAGUGAAAGAAUCAAAUUCUUAAUUAUUAUCGUCCCUUAUUUUUGAUCAAUAAACGAUCUGUUUUGGGGAUUUA